Molecule: messenger RNA, 2971 nt
Organism: Nematocida parisii ERTm1
Lineage: Eukaryota; Fungi; Microsporidia
Exons: 1
Coding region: 1-2808 (935 amino acids)
Source: RefSeq, a predicted model, not a curated record
AUGAGGCGCAUUAAGAUAUUAUUAAUUAUAUUCUUACUAUGCAUUUUGAUUGCAAUUGGAAUAGUUGUAUAUGAAAUAAUAAAAGAGAUAAGUGUAAGUGAAAGUGAAACUAGCAGCGAGGCAUAUGAUAGCACAGAAAGUGAUAUAAUAAAGUCAUCUAUCAGUGCUCAAAGAAUUUAUCAUUCAUCCACACAACAGAACAAAAACCAAGCUACACCAAUAGUGGCGCCUGCUGCUUUUGCUAUCAAUCCACGUUCUUCUGUGGACAAUAGCCCCCUUAAUCAUACAGUGCCGCCGACAACAUCAACCACUUCUAAAGUAGAAGUAUUUAAUAGGCACACUGUAGAUAGUACAUCUUUAUUGGGUGACGUUUCUACUACCGAAAAUCAAGGUAGUAUUUACGAUUGGGAUUCUAAAAAACUAGAAGAGCAAACUCAAAGUAUCCAGUCCUCAGUAAAUGUUGAGAAAGAUGAUUUAGCUAAAAACGCAACUGUAUCUACAGAUUUUACAGCUAGUAGAAGCAGAUUGUAUCCACGGUUAGAGGAUGAUAUUAAUGACGAAAGAGUUUCUAUAGAUCCUUCGCCAAAAUAUACAAAAUUCACUACUGUUUAUGCACAUAAAUUACCACAAUUAAGUACAGAGUCCGGCGCUUCACAUGCUGCAUUAGACUUGGAUGACCAGCAGACUACAUCCCUAUCUAGAGGAAUAGAUGCAGUUUCUAGUAUAACUAAAGAAAAAGAAAAGGAGGAACAAAAAGAGAAAGAAGAAGAAAAAGAAAAGAAGGAAAUAAAGAAAGAAGAAGAAAAAGAAGAAAAGAAAAUGCAUCUAGAGUCUAAUUUAUCAUCAUUUAAAACGAUUAAUUCUAAUGAUAAAUCUAGAUCCAUUAAGAAGGUAGAAGCAGUUUCCACCAUCACACCACCUGCCGCAGACCCGAAUUAUGAUUUUACACUAACUAUUCCUGUGGAAGAAGAAAAUAAUUUAGAGAGCACAGAGAAAUCACUUGAAGCAAUCAACCCUAAUAAAGAAGGGGCGAUUUUCUCUAUCACAUCACCUGCUGCAGGCCAGAGCUCUGGUUCUACAGCAACUAUUCCUGUGAAAGAAGAAAAUAAUUUAAAGACUAAAGAGGAAUUAUUUGAAACAAUUGAUUCUAGUCUAGAUGGUGCCACUGCAGAAGAAAAAGAACUGGUUGGUAUGCUAAAUGAUAUUGCUAAGUCAAACCCAGCCCUACCAAGAGUAAACUAUUCUAAGGAUAAAGAAAUUAUUAAUGCAAUUAUUAAGAACAAAGAUGUGGUUGUAGUUGAAAUGUAUUUCAAUGCUUUGUGGUUGAAACCUAAAAAACUUUUUGGAAUCACACUAUGGAAAGUAUUAAACAAUAUUGUAAAAAAAGAUAAAAAACAGCUAGAGUUAUAUAAAAACUCUUUAAUAACAAAUGUUGCUAUUUCUUACCCUAAAGAACUCCAGCACUUCCUAAUCAUAACACAUGCUUUGCUAGGGUAUUAUAAAAACACACGAAGCUCCAUGAAUUGUUUAACGCUUAAUGGAUUUAACUUCUCAGAAAAGGCACAUGUUUUCAGCAAAUAUGACAUUUUUAAUCAUGUAAAAACACUUACACUUUCUAGAACCCAUAUUUUCGCUAGUACAUUAUCUCAAUUAAUCAAGAAUUCAAGAAUAUAUACGCUUAAUAUUUACAACAAUACAGUUAUAGAUUUUGAUUCUAAGUUAGAUCUAAGCUCAUCAUGCAUAUUGACUGUAGAAAUAGAUGGAAUAGAUGGAAAGUGUAUAGAUCCAUUGUUAACUGGAUUAGCUAAAGCGAGUAGGAUGUCAAGAAUGUCUAUAACCAACAUUGAUUUUAUGAGCGCUUCUGCACUUAAAAACCUAGCAGAGCUUAGUAAUGUACACGAAUUCACUCUCCAAAAUAUAGUUUUUGAAGGUUCACCUGACUUCUCCUUUCUUAGAAAAAUGGAUAAACUUUUUACUUUAACUAUGCACAAUAUUUUCUAUUCGUAUACAAAUGAAUUUAAAAUAGAAGACUUGGAUAAAAUUAAGCAGAAUCCAGAAGAAUACUUAAGAAUAACAGCUGAGCCAGAAGACUCUUCUGCACAGAAACAAAUAGAAUUAAACAAGUCAGACGAUAUAGUAAGAAAAAACAAAGCACUUGGCGAGUCUAUUUCUCCUAAUCUUAUGAUUAAUAUAGACGGAAAAUUAUACAAUGAUUUAGGAUUAUGCAAAUUAAAAUCCAAAAAUAAUAAUAAUUUUGGUUAUAUAAGACUUCAAUUGGCGCCCAGCUCAUUAAAUGCUAAGGCAAAGCAAGAUUCUUUUAUCUUUAGUUUUAAAAAAACAAAGCUUGAGGUAUUUAUUGAUAUAGGCAAAAAAAAGUUUAAAGAUGUAAUUGAUUGUCUUAAAUGCAUUGACUUUCCAUUCACACGGGAAACAGUUAUAGAUGAAAUUAUAUUUAUUAGUUAUUAUGAUAUAUCGAAUGAUUGUGGAAUGAUGGAAACGAUUUCUGAUAGGUUAUUUAAGUAUGCAGAGCACAAUAAGAUUAAGAAAAUCACAGUUUCAUCCUUUUUUACUCCCAUUCCAAUGGAUAUGUACAGAGUUGUUAUGUUUAAUAGCAAAAUGCCCACUCUUAAAGAAAUGACUCUAUCUAAUAUUAAACUAACACCAACUAAAACGCCUGCCCAAAACGAUGAUGAGAAAAAAGCAUUGGAAUCUUACUGCACUUUUAUUGAAAAAAAUUCUUUUUAUAAAGAACUUCACAUUGUAAAAGAUGGAAAUAUUAUGAAAAUAGAGCAAAAACCAAAAAAAUAGAGCGGUUAAUAUCAAACUAUUUGAUAAAAACAAGACAUAAAAAUAGAAGUGUGUCUUUAGUCUGUAUUAUAUAACUAUAACAAAUACCCAGCCAUUUUAGAUAAGCUACAGCUUAAAACAUUAUCAUUAUUAGAUAAUAGAAAUAAAUCGGCUAUACAUAAAC